AUGACUUCAUUUUUUACAACGCCAUCGCCAGCCAGCAAUCUUGACAAGGAACAGAUGUAUCUAGAAGAAUGGAUGCACAGUUCACGUCUUCUAUUUUACUCUGUCAUCUGUAUUUCUCUAUUCACUCUUCCGAUUCUAGCAAUUUCAUUGUGCUAUAUUCGCUUCAAAAUUCACCUGAGCGCUCACUUUCUCCCAUAUUUCUACUCAAUUUUGAUUGCGAAUUUCAUAUUAUUAACUACUUUAUUUGCAAGUGUCAUUGCGAAAAAUACAGAGAGCGCUUAUGAUGCCAUCCCAGGAUUAUUGGUUUGCAAACUGGCUGCAUUUCUUGUCAACUCAUCUUCCAGCUUCAUCCAUUGGACAUGGGUAGCCAUGUUUGCAGAGCGAUGUUUCUACUUCUAUUCCCCACUCCGGUAUCGAGUUUAUAGCUCAUUUCGAACCAAAUCAGUGAUCACUGGAAUCGCCAUUUUUUCCAUGUGCAUACAGUUUUGGAUUCCAAUUUUUAUUACUGAAAAACGGUUGAUUGGGGAAACGGACAAUAUUUAUUGUGGAGAGGAACCGAGUCAUUCCAGCCAAACCCAACUGAUUUUAUUUCUCGAAUGCAUUUGCACAUUUUUCCUCCCACUGAUUCUCACCAUUCUUGCCGACAUCUCAAUUUUCACAUGGAAAAGUUCCUGGGGAGGAAUUUCGUUCAAUUUAGUUCCCAAAGAAGAGAUACAAGGAAAAAGUAGCGAUAGUAUGAAGAUUGUCUCAUUGAGAAGUGUCAAGAAUUCCAAAAAGCGAAGGAUAAAUGCAAUUCGGAGAUGUUUGAUUUCGGCUACGAUUACGUUGUUUCUAAAUCUUCCCAAUUACAGUUUACAGCUACUCGACGAGUUUUUCAAUUUUCGCGAGAGUGAGUCUAUUGAUGUUCGACGGAUCUUUUUAAGGAUUGAUGCAUUUGUUUAUAUUCUGUUUCUCAUGCAAUUCCCAAUAACACCAAUUCAUAUUUUCACACUCUCAAGGACCAGGACUCGGAAAGCAUCACGCCAAUUCAGCCUACCAAUUGUUCUGUGA
Caenorhabditis briggsae is the source of this 1050-nucleotide messenger RNA. The transcript is spliced from 8 exons. NCBI's taxonomy places the organism in Eukaryota, Metazoa, Nematoda, Chromadorea, Rhabditida, Rhabditidae. The record is from RefSeq and is a predicted model, not a curated record. Gene Ontology annotation, cellular component: membrane. The coding region runs from base 1 to 1050 and encodes 349 amino acids.